Molecule: messenger RNA, 2223 nt
Organism: Aureobasidium uvarum
Lineage: Eukaryota; Fungi; Ascomycota; Dothideomycetes; Dothideales; Saccotheciaceae
Source: the annotation of a GenBank genome assembly
AUGGCCAAGCCAAAAGCUCCACAAAAGUCGUACGCUUCGGCAGUAGGAGAAGAAGCGAGCUCGACUCGAGACGGCACAGUCAACUCGACAGCAGGCGGCAGCAAGAAGAAGCGCCAUCGCGCAGGCAAGAAGCGUCGCAACCGCAGACAGAGCUUUGCCGCGCCCUCCGAGUCCACCGUGGCCGAACGCGACGACGACCAGAACCAGCGACCGACUCUGACGACAACGCGACCAUCGGCCACCCAGACCAGCUUCUACCGCCUCAAGUCGGCUGCCCGCAGCAACACCAGCCUCGAGAGCGAUGCCCUUCUCGACCACCGCGAACACCAGCCCAUCCGCCCUCGCCGAAGUAGCAUCCAACAGGCCUCGAGAAGCACGGCCGGCCUUUUCCCUCGCAACCACCGCAACUCGCAGCAUGCCGUUUCCCAGUCGAGUCCUGUCAAGCCCCGCCAGAUGCACUACAGUGACGACGACGACGACGAAGAGGCUGUGACUGAUCGCACCCCGCUCAUCUCGCAAUCAUACUACGACAGACCUCCCAUUGAACGCAACCGAUCAGGCCAUCGUGCCUACGGUGGCACUCGACGCAGACAAUCGACAACUUCUCGCACAUCCAGCAAGCGAGCUAGAUACCCGAGCGGCAGUGACGAUGACUACGAUGUCAACAACCCUCCGUCCAUGCCAGGUUCCCCUAAGCUGGGAACCCUCGACGAUGUCAUGAUCGCGCAGGAGUUCUCGGGCUCUCCAUCGUCCGAGACUCGCGAUGCCAUCAUCAACAUCGAUCGCGACAACGACUCGGACCGUUUCCCUUCCUCUUCGCCACCAACACCUUCUGCCGAGGCUCGCAGACGUACCCUCGCCAACCUUGCUGAGAACGACGUUUGCUAUCCUGGCAACAUUGCCGAGUCAGAGCUUGGUGAAGACGACCUGACCCCGACAGACCAAGGCCAACGCCGCACCAGCCGUCGUAGACGCCACCGACAAUGGCCUGAUCUCGACGUCUUGGAUGAGUGGAGUCGUAUCGAGAAGGAGGAGAGGGAUCAUACUGAGCAAAUUCGUUCCAAAAAGAUCAGCGAGCCUGUCAUGGUCGGCGGCCGUCUGCGCCCAGCAAAGACCCAGUGGCAUCGCGAAGAAGACGAUGCUCCAUACCGCUACACCUACUUCAACGAGACAUUCGACGGCACCAUCCAUAGCAGGACUAUCUCAGAGCUCUGUCAAUUCGGCGCCACCUUCCGUGAGCUCUUCAAUCCAGAACCACCAGAGCUCAGUGAUGAGAGCAGCUCUGAUGAAGAAGAUCAAAUUCCUCAAGAAGCUCCGUCAGGCCGAGAGUCUAGGCUUAGCUCAAUCGCUGGAGAUGGAAAGGCCCCAGAUCGUUCCGCCUCGAUCACCCCUGCUCAAUCCCGACCACGUAUGCCCAAAGAGAAACGCUACGGCCCCCGCCCUACAUUCUGGCUGGACGUCCUCAGUCCCUCCGAGACAGAAAUGAAGAUCCUUGCCAAGGCUUUUGGUAUUCACCAACUGACCGUAGAGGAUAUCAUGAUGCAAGAGCCUCGUGAGAAGGUUGAGCUUUUCCAAAGUUAUUACUUCGUCAACUACCGCAGUUUCGAGCAAGACAAGGACAAUGAAGAGUACAUGGAGCCCGUCAACAUGUACGUUGUUGUCUUCAAGGAUGGUGUCAUCAGUUUCCACUUUUCCAUGACACCCCACCCCGCCAACGUCCGCCGUCGCAUUCGUCAGCUUAACGAUUACAUGUCUCCGACCGCAGACUGGAUCUCCUAUGCCAUCAUUGAUGACAUUACAGAUGUGUAUGCUCCUUUGGUCCAAGUGAUUGAAGACGAGGUAGACGAGAUUGAUUACGAGAUUCUUGCUCUGCAUUCUUCAGAGGAGAAUGCAGAUGACAAGGCCAAGAACAGUGCAAAGGCCAAGGAGCUCGAGUAUGAGAAGAUGAACAAGGUUGCAGGAAGCGAUACCCAAUCCGAAAAGGGGGAACGCACGGCUGGCGAUAGUGGUGGUGACAUGCUCCGACGCGUCGGAAACUGCAGAAAGAAGGUUAUGAGUCUUUACCGUCUUCUUGGUAACAAGGCGGAUGUCAUCAAGGGCUUUGCCAAAAGGUGCAACGAGCAUUGGGAAGUUGCACCAAGGUCUGAGAUUGGCCUUUACCUCGGCGAUAUCCAAGAUCACGUCGCAACCAUGACAGGCAACUUGUCUCAUUACGAAAAGUAA